This is a messenger RNA of Colletotrichum scovillei, 1754 nucleotides long. RefSeq names its product SnoaL-like polyketide cyclase. Bases 427 to 1512 code for a protein of 361 amino acids. The record is from RefSeq and is a predicted model, not a curated record. Gene Ontology annotation, biological process: polyketide metabolic process. Lineage: Eukaryota; Fungi; Ascomycota; Sordariomycetes; Glomerellales; Glomerellaceae. The transcript has a single exon.
CCCUCGCUCUCUCACUCGAUGCCUCUGCUCAGUCACACCACCCCCGGCCGGGCCACGUCGUCUGCUAUCUUGUUCUGAGCUCUCGUAAUUCCCAUCGCCCGAUCGUUUUCAGUGCUGUUUUAUUGAAAGUACCUUACUUACCUAAUCCCCCCUAAUUACGUCUCCGUGGUCUGGCCUGAUUCCCAUCCGUGAUCUGCAUAGAUCUACAACCUAAGCUCACCUCCUACAAGUACAAUUCACGCCGAGAAGCUCGAUACCUCCCGUCCCCGAGUGCUACCCUGUUUCCACAUUCCCAUCAUCUCAUCAAACCCAUUUACAAUCCAUCGAAAUCGCGACGAAGGCUAUUUUCUCGAGGCAACACAUGCUCUCGUCACAGUCGAUUAAACAGAUCACCAACCCCUUACCGCACCCCCAUCGAAAGAUAUCAUGAUGAAGAUGAACACGGUCACGAUGGACGAGUACGGAGCUCCGUGCUUCCCUCACGAGACCCUUCUCACCCCUCCCGAGUCCCCCGAGCUCAAGCCUCCCGAGGUCCCCGAAGUCAAAGAAGCUGCUUCCGACAACACCACCAGCAUUCCCAUCCGCAAGAGCAGAAGCCCCUCCUCCAAGAGAUGGAACGGCGACGGCAAGGGAAUCCAGGUCGAUAUCGGUGCCCGCCUGCGCGAGUACCUCGACUGCCUCAACAACCGCAAGUUCGAUGCCAUCGGCAACCACCUCGCCGACACUUUGAUGCGCAACAACCGCAGCCAAACACGCGAAGAGCACGUCGAACGUCUUCGGUCGCGAGUCGAGGGCCUCGCAAGCUUCAAGAUCAAAAUCGACACCCUUCUCGUCGACAAGAAGGCCCAGGCCGUUGCCGUGCGAUACAUCAACCGCGUCACGCUCGCCGAGGCAAUGAUGGACGUCGACCCUGUCGGCGCGACAUACGAAUUCGACGAGCAGUGUUUCGUGUGGUUCGACGACAGGGGCAAGAUCUCCCGCAUGCUCACGCUGCAGGAUAACGACGGCAUUCGCCUGCAGACACCCGAGGCCGCGACCACCCCACGCUUCUUCAUGCGGAGUCUUCCCGCGGAACCUAUUGAUCUGGCGGCAACCUACCGCAAGUACGUCGCAAGCAUCAACCGGCGUAGCAUGGUCAAGGAGUUCCCGCGCUAUUGUAAGAAGGAGCUGCGACACAACAACCGCGUUCUGUCGGUGCAGGACUACGCGCGCAGCAUGCAGUACAGCCAGGAAGCAAUUUCGGGACUGUGGUUCAAUAUCCAGGAGUUGCUCGUUGAUGAGGAGACGCAGCAGGUUGCUGUGAGGCUGCAGAUCUCGGGCACGCCGGUGCAGGAGUUUGCGGACGCCAAACCGAACGGAAAGAGCGUCAAGUUCCACCAGCACUGCAUGUAUCGCUACGACAAGGGGAAGAUUGCCCUCGUGUGGGCGACGAUGGAGCUUGAUUCGUACCGCAGACAGUUGCAGGAGAAGCCUGGCGACAGGAGAACGUCGUCCAUGCUGGGCAUCAACUGAGCUCAGAGACACAACAAUCUCACCAGGGCUGUAUUGUAUUAUUAGCUUACGAUGUGACGGACUUUGGGAUUACUUUGGAAAGGCGGGACCCGGAAAGGUUCGGAGCGUGGCGCUCUGACGCUGGGAGUUUUGGAUCUUCUUGGGUUCAUGGUCAGCUUUGAGAUAAUUGUAAUACGCGGUUGCUACAUGGCAACAUAUCUCCCCAGACAGACUUGAGACCCAAUUCUCAGUGACAAUGUACU